AAUCCUGUGACUAUAGAGCAUAACCGAAGUGGGAUCCAGGGCAAAUGGAGCUGAUCAGGUCAAGCCACGGAGAAGAAGAAAACAGGAUGGCAGCAUACCUGGUAUGGGAAGAUCUAACGGUGUCUGUAAUGUCUAGAAACUUGAGGAAUGCUUCUUCCAAAGGGAAGCUGCUACGUGGGCUAACCGGCUAUGCUCAGCCUCACCGCAUCAUGGCUGUCAUGGGUCCUUCUGGCUCAGGCAAAUCAACCUUGCUAGAUACCUUGGCUGGGAGGCUCUCCUCUAAUGUUGUAAUGACAGGAAAGGUUCUACUCAGCUGCAGAAACAGGAACCUACGCAGCAGAGAUGUUGCGUAUGCGACUCAAGAAGAUGUGUUUUUGGGAACUCUAACCGUCCGAGAAACCCUGAGAUAUUCGGCUCAUUUGCGGCUUCCGGCCACAAUGACCAAAGACGAUAUAGAGGAGGUUGUCGAAAAUACGAUCACUGAGAUGGGUCUUCAGGACUGUGCCGAUCGAAAGAUUGGAAAUUGGCAUAUUAGAGGCAUAAGCACCGGAGAAAAGAGGCGACUCAGCAUCAGUCUUCAGAGUUUGACACGACCCCAUGUCCUGCUUUUCGACGAACCCACCAGUGGGCUCGACGGGGCCUCCGCUUUCUUCGUGAUAGAGGCCCUGAGGAGUAUUGCUCUUGACGGGAGGGUCGUCGUCUGCUCCAUUCACCAGCCGAGCAGUGAUGUCUUUCAACUGUUCGAUGAUUUGCUGUUGCUUUCUGAUGGAGAAACUGUUUAUUUUGGAGAAGCAAAGAACGCUAUCAAGUUCUUUGCUGAUGCCGGGUUUCCCUGUCCGACAAGAAGAAACCCUCCAGAUCACUUCCUCAGAUGUAUUAAUUCAGACUUCGACAAAGUCGUUGCCACUUUACUGCAAUCUGGGAGAGACUUUGGAUUUCCAGUAUCGUCCGAGUCUUCUUCCAAUUUGACAACUACAGAAAUCCGAAGAAUACUUGUCCAGAAAUAUAAAUGUUCUGAAUAUUCAAUCAACACAAGGAUUCAAGAAAUUUCUCUCAUUGGAGAACAGUUCAGGGAAUCAAAUAUCAGUUAUCCCAGCUGGUGGAAGCAGCUACAGAUACUGACUCGCCGAUCUUCCCUAAACAUGAGUAGAGAUAUAGGAUACUACUGGUUAAGAUUAGUAUUCUACGUUCUAGUGUCAACCAGUGCAGGGACUCUGUUUUUGGACAUAGGGAAAAGCAAUGCCGCGAUUAUUUCAAGAGGGAAGUGUAAUGGGUUCAUCUACGGUUUCAUGACUUGCUUGUCUAUUGGAGGCCUGCCCUUCUUCACUGAGGAAGUGAAGGUUUUCCUAAGUGAAAGGUCUGGACGGCACUAUGGAGAAGCUGUGUAUGUCCUGUCCAACUUUCUCUCGUCAGUCCCUUUUGUGGUUGCAAUUUCUAUCGGUUCAGGGACUGUCGUGUACUACAUGGUGAAAUUGCAUGUAGGAUUUUCUCACUACUGCUAUUUCUGUAUGAAUCUCUUCUGUUGCAUUGCUGUUACAGAAGCACUCAUACUGAUGGUGGCGACCCUGGUGCCAACCCUCUUGAUGGGCGUAGGAGCUUCAGCUGGGACCUUGAUACUCAUGAUGAUGCCAUCUAAUCUGUUUCGUCGGUUGCCUGACAUUCCAAGGUUCUUUUGGCGUUACCCUAUGUCCUACAUCAGUUAUGCAGCAUGGGCAAUACAGGGACAAUACAAGAAUGAUAUGACUGGACUUGAAUUUGACCCUCCCAUUCCCGGACAGCCAAAACUGAAGGGCGAGAUGCUCCUAGAGUCUGCAUUUGGGAUUAACCCUUAUCACUCUAAGUGGUGGGACUUGACAGCACUUGUGUGCUUAUUGAUCUCUUUUAAAAUACUCUUUUACGUGAUACUAAGGUACAAGGAUGGAGCAUCAUCAAUAUAUCACAGGUUUCGCAUCAAGAUAAGCAACCAAGACUGACUCCCUUGGGAACACUUCAUCGAGAAAAGAGUAAAUCACCUACCUAAAGAUACAGAAACUUCUCCAUGAUUAUCUCCUCAUAGACAAAUCUAUCAUUUGAUUCUUUGAUUCACUACAAUAUAUUUGUUUACAAAAGCAACAAAGAUGAAUAACAGCAAAUCAUUUCU
This is a messenger RNA of Rubroshorea leprosula, 2140 nucleotides long. The record is from the annotation of a GenBank genome assembly. NCBI's taxonomy places the organism in Eukaryota, Viridiplantae, Streptophyta, Magnoliopsida, Malvales, Dipterocarpaceae.